UAUCGCCUCGUCGCCGUGUCCUGUCGCCGUCUCGCCGACCGCUCUCUUUCGUUUGGAAAUAUUGUUUAGCUCGUCCGCGUUCCGACGUUCCGGAUUCGGAAAAUUUUCAAUUUGAUCAGCAAGGAAAACACAGAAUCAUCAUGGCUGACGAAGACUGGGGAGAUGUCGGAGCUACUAAUGUAGAUAUUGCUCCAACACAAAUUGCAGCUGAAUUACCAGAAGUGAAAUUAUUUGGCAGAUGGAGUUGUGAUGAUGUAGAAGUUUCUGAUAUGUCUUUGCAAGAUUACAUUGCUGUCAAAGAAAAGUACGCCAAAUAUGUUCCUCACUCUGCUGGUCGUUAUGCUGCUAAACGUUUCCGUAAGGCUCAAUGCCCCAUUGUUGAACGUUUGACCAACUCUUUGAUGAUGCACGGACGUAAUAACGGAAAGAAACUGAUGGCCGUUCGCAUUGUUAAACACGCUUUUGAAAUUAUCUACCUUUUAUCUGGUGAAAAUCCAUUGCAAGUGCUUGUAAAAGCCAUCAUUAACAGUGGACCCAGAGAAGACUCCACACGUAUUGGUAGAGCUGGUACAGUCAGGCGUCAAGCUGUUGAUGUUUCCCCAUUGAGACGUGUUAACCAAGCUAUUUGGUUGUUGUGUACGGGAUCCCGAGAAGCUGCGUUUAGAAAUAUCAAAACAAUUGCUGAAUGUUUAGCUGAUGAAUUGAUCAAUGCUGCUAAGGGAUCAUCGAAUUCUUACGCUAUCAAGAAGAAGGACGAACUCGAACGUGUGGCCAAGUCUAACCGUUAAUUUCCAUCUAUUAUUUCAUUUACUUUAAAUAUACAUUGUAUAUUUGAACUAAAACAAUAA
Molecule: messenger RNA, 848 nt
Organism: Myzus persicae (green peach aphid)
Lineage: Eukaryota; Metazoa; Arthropoda; Insecta; Hemiptera; Aphididae
Product: 40S ribosomal protein S5
Exons: 4
Coding region: 141-788 (215 amino acids)
Biological process (GO): ribosomal small subunit assembly; translation
Cellular component (GO): cytosolic small ribosomal subunit; ribosome
Molecular function (GO): mRNA binding; rRNA binding; structural constituent of ribosome
Source: RefSeq, a predicted model, not a curated record